Molecule: messenger RNA, 14898 nt
Organism: Chanos chanos (milkfish)
Lineage: Eukaryota; Metazoa; Chordata; Actinopteri; Gonorynchiformes; Chanidae
Gene: ryr3
Product: ryanodine receptor 3
Exons: 104
Coding region: 1-14898 (4965 amino acids)
Biological process (GO): striated muscle contraction; release of sequestered calcium ion into cytosol by sarcoplasmic reticulum; intracellular calcium ion homeostasis
Cellular component (GO): smooth endoplasmic reticulum; Z disc; calcium channel complex
Molecular function (GO): protein binding; ryanodine-sensitive calcium-release channel activity; calcium ion binding
Source: RefSeq, a predicted model, not a curated record
AUGGCUGAAGGUGGAGAAGGCGAAGACGAGAUUCAGUUCUUAAGAACUGAUGAUGAAGUGGUGCUUCAGAGCGUCGCUACCAUUCAGAAGGAGAAUCGUAAAUUCUGUCUGUCAGCGGAGGGACUCGGAAAUCGACUAUGCUACUUGGAACCCACCUCUGAAGCUAAGUUCAUCCCUCCUGAUCUGUGUAUCUGUAAUUUUGUGCUGGAGCAGUCUCUGUCUGUGCGUGCUCUGCAGGAGAUGCUGGCAAACGCUGGUCAGGGUGGAGAAGGGAAUGCUGACCAUGAACAAUGGAGGUUCAUAAGGAAGGCGGCUCAAGGGGGUGGACACCGGACACUGCUGUACGGUCAUGCCAUCCUCCUGAGGCAUUCCUUUAGCGGAAUGUACCUGACCUGUUUGAAGACGUCAAGGUCCAUGACGGAUAAACUGUCUUUUGAUGUGGGGUUACAAGAGCAUUCAACAGGUGAGGCGUGUUGGUGGACCAUCCACCCAGCGUCUAAGCAAAGGUCAGAGGGUGAGAAGGUCCGCAUUGGGGAUGACCUUAUUUUGGUCAGUGUGUCAUCAGAAAGGUAUCUGCACCUGUCCAUCUCUAAUGGAAGUAUAAAUGUGGAUGCCUCCUUCAUGCAAACACUGUGGAAUGUCCAGCCUACCUGCUCAGGCAGCAAUGUAGCAGUGGGGUAUUUGCUGGGUGGACAUGUGUUACGUUUGUUUCACGGCCACGAUGAAAGUCUGACUAUACCUGGAGCAGAUCAGAGUCCAGAGCAGCAAAGGUUGGUGAACUAUGAGGCAGGUAAAGGAGGUUCAAGAGCGCGGUCCCUGUGGAGAGUGGAGCCGCUGAGGAUCAGUUGGAGCGGCAGUCACAUACGGUGGGGGCAGCCCUUCCGUUUGCGCCACCUCUCGACGGGUCACUAUCUGGGUCAGGCAGAGGAUGGAGGAUUGGUACUGCUGGACAGAGACAAAUCAGACACCAAAUCUACUUCCUUCUGCUUCAGACCCUCAAAGGAAAAGGUGGAAUCAGGGCCAAAACGAGAUAUCGAUGGGAUGGGAGUUGCGGAGAUUAAGUAUGGCGAUUCGCUCUGUUUCAUCAUGCAUGUUGCUUCAGGCCUUUGGCUCUCCUAUCAAUCACCUGAUGCCAAAUCCUCUCGUUUGGGCCCCCUGAAGAGACGGGCUGUGCUGUCUUUAGAAGGCCAUAUGGACGACGGACUGGUUCUACAGCUGUGCCAGCAUGAGGAAUCCAGGGCUGCUCGAAUUAUCCGCAACACCACUGGACUGCUCAUGCAGUUUAUCAAGGGGUUGGACGGUCUUGGUGGGGAGAAAGCCACUCCAGUCAGCCUGCCUGUGGAAGAGGUCUUGCAAACUUUGAACGAUCUGAUCACAUACUUCCAACAGCCAGACUCCGAGCUAGAGCACGAGGAGAAACAGAGGCAGCUCCGCUCGCUCAUCAAACGCCAGGACCUCUUUAAAGAGGAGGGAAUGCUUACCCUGCUCUCCAACUGCAUCGACCGGCUCAACGUCUACAGCAGCGCCGCUCACUUUGAGGAGUUCGCGGGAGAGGAGGCCGGAGAAGCUUGGAAGGACAUUCUUAACCUCCUGUAUGAGCUUUUAGCAUCCCUAAUCCGUGGUAACAGAACAAACUGUACGCAGUUUUCCCGAAAGCUGGACUGGCUGGUUAGCAAACUGGAGAGACUGGAGUCCUCCUCAGGUAUUCUGGAAGUCCUGCACUGUAUCCUUAUAGAGAGUCCAGAAGCUCUGAACAUCAUACAGAAGGGACACAUCAAAUCCAUCAUAUCGCUCUUGUACAAACACGGUCGCAACCACAAGAUUCUGGAUGUUCUCUGCUCCCUCUGUGUUUGUAAUGGAGUUGCUGUGAGGGCCAAUCAGAACUUCAUCUGUGAUCAUUUGCUUCCUAGGAGAGACCUUCUCCUUCAAACACGAUUGGUUAAUGAUGUUCAGAGUAUGAGGCCCAAUAUCUUUCUGGGUGUGAGUGAGGGAUCGGCUCAGUAUAAGAGGUGGUACUUUGAAUUGAUGAUUGACCAAGUGGAUCACUUCGUAACCAGCGAGCCCACCCACCUUCGCAUCGGCUGGGCCACCACCAAGGGCUACGCCCCCUACCCCGGGGGAGGAGAAGGCUGGGGAGGCAAUGGGGUCGGGGACGACCUCUACUCCUACGGUUUUGAUGGGCUUCAUCUGUGGUCAGGAAGAAUCCCACGAACGGUAGCCUCCAUAAACCAACACCUGUUGAACUCUGAGGAUGUAGUGAGCUGCUGUUUAGACCUGGGAGCUCCCAGCAUGUCUUUCCGCAUCAAUGGGCAGCCAGUCCAGGGCAUGUUUGAGGACUUCAACACCGAUGGCUUCUUCUUCCCCGUUGUCAGCUUCUCAGCAGGGGUCAAAGUUCGUUUUCUGUUGGGAGGUCGUCAUGGUGACUUUAAGUUCCUUCCUCCCGCGGGUUACGCUCCUUGCUAUGAGGCCCUGCUCCCAAAAGAAAAGAUGCGUGUGGAGCCAGUGAAGGAGUAUAAGAGAGAUGUGGAUGGGGUGAGGGACCUGCUGGGUACCACCGAAUUUUUGUCCCAGGCUUCUUUUAUCCCGAUACCUGUGGACACCAGCCAGAUUGUUCUGCCUCCACACCUGGAGACUGUUCGGGAUAAGCUUGCUGAGAACAUCCAUGAACUGUGGGCCAUGAACAAAAUUGAACUUGGCUGGAGCUAUGGCAAGGUACGAGAUGACAACAAGAGACAACACCCUUGCCUCGUCGACUUCUCCAAACUGCCCGAAACCGAAAGGAAUUAUAACCUACAGAUGUCAACUGAGACCUUGAAGACCCUUCUAGCAUUGGGAUGCCACGUUGUACAAGUCAAGCUUGAUGCUGAAGAUGAUCUAAAGAGAAUGAAACUUCCCAAAGAUUACGUGAUGUCUAAUGGUUAUAAACCGUCGCCACUAGAACUUUCUGAUGUUAAAUUGACACCAGGCCAGGAGGUUCUAGUUGAUAAACUGGCCGAGAACGCACACAACGUGUGGGCCAAAGAUAGAAUCAAACAAGGAUGGACCUACGGCAUUCAGCAGGAUUUAAAGAGCAGGCGAAACCCUCGGCUGGUGCCGUAUGCUUUACUAGAUGAACGCACAAAAAAAUCAAACAGAGACAGCCUCAGAGAGGCCAUCCGAACCCUGGUGGGGUACGGAUACAAUAUCGAUCCUCCCGACCAAGAGGCGGUCCACACGGUAGACAGGGAAAAUGUCGAAACCAUCCGUUUCUUCCGCGUUCAGAAGACCUACGCUGUGAAAACUGGGAAGUGGUACUUUGAGUUUGAGGCUGUGACAGGCGGGGAUAUGCGUGUGGGCUGGGCUCGCCCUGGCUGUAGACCUGACAUAGAGCUGGGAUCAGAUGACCAGGCCUAUGUGUUUGAUGGACUCAAGGGUCAGCGUGUACACAUGGGCGGCCAUUUCUUUGGUCGUACCUGGCAAAAAGGAGAUGUGGUUGGCUGUAUGAUCAACAUGGAGGACAAGUCUAUGAUCUUCACUCUCAAUGGAGAAGUUCUCAUCACUAACAAGGGCUCUGAGCUGUGCUUCACUGACUUUGAAACAGAAGACGGGUUCAUCCCAGUAUGCAGCUUGGGCUUGUCUCAGAUUGGGCAUAUGAAUCUAGGCAAAGAUGCCAGUACCUUCAAAUAUUACACAAUGUACGGCCUUCAGGAGGGCUUUGAACCUUUCGCCGUCAACAUGAAUCGUGAAGUCACCAUGUGGUUCAGUAAACGUCUACCCACAUUUUUCAACGUGCCAGAGGAUCACCCCCAUAUAGAGGUAACAAGAAUCGACGGCACUGUUGACACCCCGCCGUGUCUUAAGGUGACCCAUAAGACAUUUGGAACGCAGGCAAGCAACAGUGACAUGGUUUACUGUCGUUUGAGCAUGCCUGUGGAGUUCUAUCCAGGCCCUCGUAAAAACACAGAAAUCAAAGAAAUAAUCGCAGAUGAUCAAAAUGGCAGGAAAGACGGCAGUGGCAAGGUUGACUACGGUAGCAUAACAAAGUACUUCCACUCUGUGAGGGUGUUUGCUGGGCAGGACCCAUCUUCUGUAUGGGUCGGCUGGGUGACCCCUGACUACCAUUACUACAGCAAAAAUUUUAGCCUCGGCAAAGUCCGCACAGUCACUGUUACCCUGGGAGACGAACGAGGCCGUGUCCACGAAAGUGUGAGGAGGAGUAAUUGCUACAUGGUGUGUGCUGGAGACAUCAUCGGAGGCUCCCAUUCAUCUGGCCGUAAUAACACUGAUCUAGAGAUCGGCUGUCUCAUUGACCUGGCCACUGGUUUGGUCGCCUUCACUGCCAAUGGCAAAGAGAUGCCUACUGCAUACCAGGUUGAGCCCAAUACAAAGCUGUUCCCUGCUGUGUUUGUUCGGCCUACGAGCCCCAAUCUGUUCCAGUUUGAGUUUCCAAAAAUCCAAGACUGCAUGCCCUUAUCCUCGGCUAUUUUUAAGAGCCUGCAGAAGAACCCUGAGCCCCGGUGCCCUCCUCGUCUGGACGUACAGACUAUUGUCUCUGUGCUUUGGAGCAGAAUGCCCAACACUUUCCUCUCUGUGGAGACAGCCAGGGUCAGUGAAAGACACGGCUGGGUCGUACAGUGCUUAGAGCCUCUGCAGAUGAUGGCUGUUCACAUACCCGAGGAAAACAGAUGUAUAGACAUUUUGGAGCUGUCCGAACACGAGGGACUGCGUCAGUUCCACUACCAUACGCUGAAGCUUUACUGCGCCCUUUGUGCUUUGGGGAAUACCCGUGUAGCUCAUGCUCUCUGCAGCCACCUUGAUCAAUCUCAGCUCCUCUACACCAUCGACAAUCAGUAUCUGUCAGGCCAGCUGCGUGAGGGCUUCUACAAUGUUCUGAUCAGUAUCCACCUGGAUACGGCCAAGGAGGCACGUCUCAUGAUGAACAGUGAGUUCAUCAUCCCUGUUACAGAUGAAACUCGCAGUAUCCGCCUCUUCCCAGAUGAUUCCAAACGCCAUUCGCUCCCUGGUGUGGGCCUGAGCACCUCCCUAAAGCCCAGGCUCCUUUUCACACCACCGUGCUUCAUCACCACCAAACGUGAACAACGCCUGUACAGCCCUCAGAUCCCUCUAGGCAUCCUGAAGGAGAAAGCCAUUAGCAUGUUGACUGAGGCCGUACAAGGAGGUGGGAUCCAUAUUCGUGAUCCGGUGGGUGGCAGUGUGGAGUACCAGUUUGUGCCCAUUCUCAAGUUGAUUGGCACACUCCUCAUCAUGGGAGCACUAACCAGUGAGGAGGUGCAACUCAUUCUGCUCCUCAUCGAGCCCAAUGUUUUUGGGGAAGCUAAGAGCGAGGAAGAGGAGCAGCCAGCAGCCGUAGCUGGAGGGGAGGAGCAGGAGGCAGGGAAAGAGGAGGUGACCAGUAAUGAGGAGAAGGCAGUGGAGGCUGGAGAAGAGGAAAGUGGGAAGGAGGCCAAACCACCAAUGAAAGGACUGCUGGAGAAACGUCUUCCUGAAUCUGUGAAACGUCAGAUGUGUGCGCUGCUUCACUAUUUCUGUGAUUGCGAACUCAAGCAGCGAAUUGAGGCCAUUGUGGCUUUCUCCGACGCCUUUGUGGCGAAACUGCAGUAUAACCAGAAGUUCCGCUAUAACGAGCUAAUGCAGGCCCUGAACAUGUCUGCUGCCGUUACCGCCAAGAAGACCAAGGAGUUUCGUUCGCCACCACAAGAGCAGAUCAAUAUGCUGCUAAACUUUAGUGCUGGGGAGGACUGCCCGUGUCCCGAGGAAAUUCAGGAGGAGCUGCAAAUUUUCCAUGAUGAUCUGCGGCUACACUGCGGCAUUCCUGUGGAGGAGGAAGAGGAGGAACAGGACACGUCGAUUAAAGGCCGUCUUCUGGCACUGCUGUACAAAAUCAAAGGUCGCCCUCAGAAAACUGAGGAAGAACCCACACAGGAGGAACACGCCGCUCCUACCAAUCUGAAGGAACUGAUCUCUCAGACAAUGGUAACCUGGGCCCAGGAGAGUCUGAUCCAGGACCCGGAGCUGGUACGCAGCAUGUUCAGCCUUCUGCGGCGGCAGUACGACGGCGUCGGGGAGCUACUGCGGGCCAUGAAGAAGAGCUAUACCAUCAGCGCCGCCUCCGUACAGGACGCCAUCAACCUGCUGGCAUCGCUGGGUCAGAUCCGUUCGCUGCUCAGCGUCCGUAUGGGAGAGGAGGAGGGUCAACUCAUGAUUGACGGCCUAGGAGAUAUCAUGAACAACAAGGUGUUCUAUCAGCACCCCAACCUCAUGCGUGUGUUAGGCAUGCACGAGACUGUCAUGGAAGUCAUGGUCAACGUACUUGGAGGAGACAAGUCUCAGGAGAUUGCUUUUCCCAAAAUGGUGGCCAGCUGCUGUCGUUUCCUGUGCUACUUCUGUCGUAUCAGCCGGCAGAACCAGAAAGCCAUGUUUGAUCACCUGAGUUACUUACUGGAGAACAGCAGCGUGGGACUGGCCUCCCCAGCCAUGAGAGGGUCCACUCCCCUAGAUGUGGCGGCUUCAUCUGUGAUGGACAAUAACAGCCUGGCUCUUGCACUGGAGGAACCCGACCUGGAGAAGGUGGUGACAUACCUGGCUGGAUGCGGACUGCAGAGCUGCGCCAUGUUGGUUGCUAAGGGUUACCCUGACAUCGGCUGGAACCCCAUCGAAGGAGAGCGUUAUUUGUCCUUCCUUCGGUUUGCCGUCUUUGUCAAUGGUGAAAGCGUUGAAGAGAAUGCUAACGUGGUGGUGAAGCUGUUGAUCAGACGUCCUGAAUGUUUUGGCCCAGCGUUGAGGGGAGAAGGGGGGAACGGCCUCCUGGCUGCUAUGUUAGAAGCCAUUAAAAUCUCCGAGGAUCCGACGCUGGAUCUGCCAACCCCCCCUGAGGGCACAACAGCAGGGGCGGGGGCAGAGGAAGAGGAAGAAGAGGUAGCACACAUGGGCAACUCCAUCAUGUCCUUCUACUCAGCCCUUAUUGACCUGCUGGGACGCUGUGCUCCGGAAAUGCACCUUAUCAACAAGGGUAAAGGAGAAGCACUGCGUAUCCGGGCAAUCCUUCGUUCUCUGGUGCCAACCAAAGACUUGGUGGGCAUCAUUAGCAUCCCACUGAAAAUGCCAGUCGUCAACAAAGACGGCUCUGUGACAGAGCCCGACAUGUCAGCCAGCUUCUGUCCGGACCACAAGGCUCCCAUGGUACUUUUCCUGGAUCGUGUGUAUGGUAUUGAGGACCAAAGCUUCCUGCUCCAGCUGCUGGAGGUGGGAUUCCUGCCGGAUCUCCGUGCCUCCGCCUCUCUGGACACGGAGGUGCUGAGUACAACAGAGACGGCUUUGGCCCUGAACAGGUACAUUGGCUCGGCGGUGCUCCCCCUGUUGACACGUUGCGCCUCACUGUUCUCUGGCACAGAGCACUACGCUACGCUCAUCGACUCCGCCCUGCAGACCAUCUACAGGCUCUCCAAAGGUCGCUCAUUAACCAAGGCCCAGAGAGAUGCCAUUGAGGAAUGCAUACUUGCCAUCUGCAAGCACCUGCGACCCUCUAUGCUACAGCAGCUCCUACGCAGACUGGUCUUUGACGUGCCACUGCUAACUGAGUACUGCAAGAUGCCUAUCAGGCUCUUGACCAAUCAUUACGAACAGAACUGGAAGUACUACUGUCUGCCAACUGGCCUGGGAAGCUAUGGCAUUGCUUCUGAUGAGGAACUUCUUCUUACCAAGAAACUCUUCUGGGGACUUUUUGACUCAUUAUCUCAGAAGAAAUAUGAUCCUGAGCUAUUCAAGAUGGCCAUGGCUUGCCUCAGUUCCAUAGCGGGGGCCAUACCACCUGAAUUUGUGGAUGCCAGCCUGGGUACCACCUUGGUGAAGCAAAUCUCAGUGGAUGCACAGGGCAAUUUUGAUCCUCAGCCCAUUAACACUGCCAAUAUCUCCCUGCCUGAAAAACUGGAUUAUAUUGCCAGCACAUAUGCUGAGCAUUCCCAUGAGAAAUGGUGUUUUGACAAGCUGGCCCAGGGCUGGUCGAUGGGAGAAAAAGUGGAUGAGAAGGCCAAAACUCAUCCUCUGCUAAAGCCUUACAAAGAGCUGAGUGAGAAGGAAAGGGAGACAUAUCGCUAUCCAGUGAAAGAGUCUCUGAAGAGCAUGCUCGCUAUGGGCUGGAACAUUGAGAGAACCAAAGAAGGAGAGGCCAUGUUCCAACAACGUGAAAGCGAGAAACAGCGCAAGGCUUCCGAGUCCUCACAGGCAAAUGGAUACAGUCCAACGUCACUAGAUUUGGAUAAUGUGAUCCUGUCUAGAGAGUUACAGGGAAUGGUUGAGAUCGUGGCUGAAAAUUACCACAACAUUUGGGCAAAGAAGAAGAAAAUGGAACUCAGCAGCAAAGGUGGUGGCACCCACCCAUUGCUAGUGCCCUAUGAUACUCUAACGGCCAAGGAGAAGUUCAGGGAUCGGGAGAAGGCUCAAGAACUGUUUAAAUUUCUGCAGGUCAAUGGAUACGCCAUCAGCAGAGGACUCAAAGACAUGGAGCAGGAUUCGUCAUCCAUGGAGAAGAGAUUUGCCUAUCAGUUCCUGAAGAGGCUGUUGAGUUUGGUUGACUCUGCACAAGAAUUCAUCGCCCACCUGGAGGCCAUGGCCAGCAGUGGGAAAACAGACAAAUCUCCCCAUGAACAGGAGAUCAAGUUCUUUGCCAAGGUGUUGCUCCCCCUCAUUGACCAGUAUUUUAAGAACCACAGCCUGUACUUCCUGUCCACUCCCAGUAAAAAUCUGAGCAGCAGUGGCUAUGCUUCCAACAAAGAGAAAGAGAUGAUUGCCAGUUUGUUCUGUAAACUGGCUGCUCUGGUCAGACACAGAAUUUCUCUCUUCGGAAGUGAUUCCCCCACUAUGGUUAGCUGUCUCCAUAUCCUGGCACAUUCGCUUGACUUAAGGACAGUGAUGAAGUCUGGCUCAGAGCUGGUGAAGGCUGGAGUCAGGACGUUCUUUGAAAAUGCAGCAGAAGAUUUGGAGAAGACCCUAGAGAACCUGAAACUGGGCAAACUGGGCCAGUCACGUACGCAGAUGAAGGGCGUCGCCCAGAUCAUCACUCACACGACUACGGCCCUAUUGCCCAUUCUCACAGCUCUUUAUGAACACAUCACUCAACACCAGUUUGGGGUGGACCUGAUAUUGGAUGAUGUCCAGCUGUCCUGCUAUCGGAUCCUGACCUCUUUAUACUCUCUGGGCAAUGGGAAGAACAUCUUUGUUGAGAGGCAGCUCCCAGCUCUGGGUGAGUGUUUGGCCACUUUAGUGGGAGCCAUGCCAGUGGCCUUCCUGGAGCCAGAUCUGAACAUGCAUAACCCGCAAUCCGUCUUCAACACCAAGACGCCUCGAGAGAGAGCCAUCUUAAGCAUGCCGGACACAGUGGAGGAGAUGUGUCCUGAGAUGCCACGGCUGGAUGGUCUGAUGAAGGACAUUCACGAUGUGUCUGAAUCCGGGGCACGUUACACGGAGAUGCCGCAGGUCAUCGAGGUCAUACUCCCCAUGUUGUGUAACUACCUGUCCCGCUGGUGGGAGAAGGGACCCGAAAACUCUCCCAGCGGGACCAGCUGCUGCACCACUGUCACCUCAGAACACCUCAGCCUCAUCCUGGGCAACAUCCUCAAAAUUCUCAAUAACAACCUGGGUAUUGAUGAGGCUCCCUGGAUGAAGAGGCUUGCAGUGUAUACCCAGCCAAUCAUCAGCAAGGCUGGGGCCGACCUACUGAAGAGCCAUUUCCUGCCCACUCUGGAAAAACUGAGGAAGAAGACGAUGAAGGUGGUGACAGAGGAGGAGCUGCUGAAAACAGAGAGUCGAAGCGACACACAGGAGGCUGAACUGCAGGUCCUGGACGAAUUUGCUGUGCUCUGCAGGGACUUGUAUGCUUUCUACCCUAUGCUUAUCCGAUACGUGGACAAUAACAGGUCCAAAUGGCUGAAACAUCCUGAUGCAGAUUCAACUCAACUCUUCAAGAUGGUUUCAGACAUAUUCAUUCUGUGGUGUAAAUCACAUAACUUCAAAAGGGAGGAGCAGAACUUUGUUGUUCAAAAUGAAAUAAACAACCUGGCUUUCCUCACUGGAGACAGCAAGACCAAGAUGUCAAAGUCUGGAGGACAAGAUCAGGAGAGGAGACACAAAAGGAGAAGAGGUGAGUUCUACUCGAUCCAGACCUCUCUUAUCGUGGCCGCCCAUAAGAAGUUAUUGCCCAUUGGCCUGAACAUGUGUACCCCCGGAGACCAGGAGCUCAUCUCCCUCGCCAAGAUCCGCUACAGCCUGAAAGACACUGACGACGAGGUGAAAGAUUAUUUGCGACAGAACCUACACCUUCAAGAGAAGUCUGAGGACCCUGCAGUGCAGUGGCAGUUGAACCUCUAUAAGGAUAUAGUGGUCAAGGAUGAGGGACCUCCAGACUCUGAACACGCUGUGGAGAGAGUUCAACGGAUCUCAGCUGCAGUGUUUCACCUGGAGCAGGUAGAGCAGCCUCUGAGGAAUAAGAAGCUGGUUUGGCAGAAACUGUUGUCCAAACAACGGAAACGUGCGGUGGUGGCCUGUUUCCGCAUGGCUCCUCUGUAUAAUCUCCCCAGGCAUCGCUCUAUUAACCUCUUCCUAAUGGGCUAUCAGAGGCUUUGGAUAGAGGCAGAAGAGUACUCCUUUGAGGAGAAGCUAGUGCAGGACCUGGCAGUAAGUAUUGGGGUGGCAUUGGCCCCGUGUAUGCCAGCUGGCGCCCCGCUGCCUGUCGAAUGUCCCGCGCGCACGAUGCCCGCCGAGCCGCGGGAACGCAUCCCCGUCCGCCUGGUGUGGUCUUCCUCCUCCUCGUCUUGGCCUGUCUUUCGCUCUGGCUAUCUGGCACACUACCGACAGAGGCAUACGCUGAGGCAACAGGCCUUGCGCCCGAGCCUCAUCUCAACUCACCUCUCUAGAAAAGCACUUUAUUUCAGCACUGUAGCGAAAAUCCCCAUGAAGAAAGUGGAGGAGGAGGAGGAAGAGGAAGCUGAGGUUCAGCCAGAUCCCCUUCAUCAACUCAUCCUUCACUUCAGCCACAAUGCACUCACCGAGAGAAGUUUCCUGGAAGAAGAUCCCUUGUAUAUCGCAUAUGCUGACAUGAUGGCAAAGAGUUGUGCAGAAGAUGAAGAAGAAGAAGAUGAGGAGAAAGAAAAGACAUUUGAGGAAAAGGAGAUGGAGAAACAGAAGAUCCUGUAUCAACAGGCUAGACUGCAUGCCCGAGGCGCAGCAGAGAUGGUGCUUCAGAUGAUCAGCGCCAGUAAAGGGCGGCUUGGGCCUAUGGUGACUGUCACUCUAAAACUGGGCAUCUCUAUCCUCAACGGUGGUAAUGUGCUUGUCCAGCAGAAAAUGCUGGAUUACUUGAAAGAUAAAAGGGAUGCAGGCUUUUUCAAAAGUUUAUCUGGACUCAUGCAGUCUUGCAGUGUCCUGGACUUGAAUGCAUUUGAGAGGCAAAAUAAAGCAGAAAGCCUUGGAAUGGUGACUGAAGAAGGCUCAGUCAACGUGAGUGAGCGGGGUUCCAAAGUUUUGCAGAACGAUGAGUUCACAAAGGAUCUCUUUAGGUUUUUGCAACUCCUGUGUGAGGGUCACAAUGAUGAUUUCCAAAACUUCUUAAGAACUCAGACAGGAAACACAACUACUGUCAACAUUAUCAUUAGCACGGUGGACUACCUGCUCCGUCUGCAGGAAUCCAUUAGUGAUUUCUACUGGUAUUAUUCUGGAAAAGAGGUUCUUGAUGAGACUGGACAAAUCAACUUCUCCAAAGCCUUGUCAGUAGCUAAACAGAUCUUCAACUCACUCACUGAGUACAUCCAGGGGCCUUGCAUUGGGAACCAGCAGAGCCUGGCUCACAGCAGGCUGUGGGAUGCUGUGGUGGGAUUCCUGCACGUUUUUGCUAAUAUGCAAAUGAAACUAUCACAGGAUUCCAGUCAGAUUGAGCUACUGAAGGAACUUAUGGAUUUACAGAAGGAUAUGGUGGUUAUGCUACUGUCUCUACUGGAGGGUAAUGUGGUCAAUGGAACAAUUGGUAAGCAGAUGGUGGAUACCUUAGUGGAGUCCUCAGGCAAUGUGGAGAUGAUCCUCAAAUUCUUUGAUAUGUUCCUCAAGUUGAAGGACCUGACUACCUCAGACAGUUUCAAAGAGUAUGACCCUGAUUGCAAAGGAGUCAUAUCCAAGAAGGAGUUUCAAAAGGCUAUGGAAAGCCAAAAACAAUACACGCAGUCCGAGAUUGAGUUCUUGUUGUCCUGUGCUGAAGCUGACGAGAAUGAUAUGUUCAAUUAUGAGGAGUUUGUGGAACGGUUCCAUGAGCCUGCAAAGGACAUUGGUUUCAAUGUGGCUGUGCUGCUUACUAAUCUGUCUGAACACAUGCCUCAUGAUACUCGUCUGGCCACCUUCCUGGACUUGGCUGAGAGCUUGCUCAGUUACUUUGAACCCUAUCUUGGCCGUAUUGAGAUAAUGGGUGGCGCUAAGAGAAUUGAAAGGGUGUAUUUUGAGAUCAGCGAGUCCAGUAGGACCCAGUGGGAGAAGCCACAGGUCAAAGAGUCCAAACGCCAGUUCAUCUUCGAUGUGGUCAAUGAGGGGGGCGAGAGCGAAAAGAUGGAGCUGUUUGUCAAUUUCUGUGAGGACACCAUUUUUGAGAUGCAGCUGGCAUCUCAAAUCUCUGAACCAGACGUAGCAGAACGACCAGAAGAGGAUGAAGAAGAAGUCCACAGUUUGCUGGAGGAUCUGGUUGAGGAGGAGGAGGAGGAGAAAUCACUAGAGUCUGCCUCUGCUUUCACAGCUGCUUGUGCCUCCAUGAAAAAAAGCUUUAGCAAUUUCCGGCAGAUGCUAACCUUCAAGAACUUGCGCAAGCGUCUGAAGAACUUGAGGAAGUUAACCAUCAAAGAGAUGAUCACUGGUUUCUUCUCCUUCUUCUGGAUGCUUUUCACUGGAUUUUUCCGUGGCAUUUACAGUGUGAUCUUUGGCUUCUUCCACAUUAUAUGGUCCUCUAUGUUUGGAGGAGGACUCGUCGAGGGAGCCAAAAACAUGAAAGUGACUGAUAUCCUGGGCAACAUGCCUGACCCUACUCAAUUUGGGAUACAUGGGGACGUAAUAGAGGCAGAAAAAGCAGAGAGCAGUGAGUUAGUAGUGGCUACAGAACUUGUCCAAAUGGCCCAAGGAGACAAGUCUGAAGCUGAUAUCAUUCUGGAGCUGAUAACUCCUCCUCCCAAGAAAGAGGGGAAGCAUGGGCCAGAACCAGGACUGGGGGAUGUAUCUGAGAUCAAGGCAGAGGCUAGUCCUCCUGUCGAAAAGAAGAAAAAGGCUGCUGCAGAGGUGCCAGACUCAGAGCCCGAAAAAGCUGACACUGAACAUCCAGAAAAGGAGGACAAGUCUAAGGAGGAGGCACCAGCUGAACCCACAGCAGAAGAGAAGCCAGCUCCAAGGGUUAAACGUGGCUCACAGAAGGAUGAAUCUCAAGCAUUCAUGGCUAGCUUCUUUGCAGGCCUUGAAGUCUACAAGACAAAGAUGCUGAAUUACCUGGCUCGCAACUUCUACAACCUCCGUUUUCUGGCACUGUUUGUAGCAUUCGCUAUUAACUUCAUUCUGCUGUUCUACAAGGUGAGUGGAGAGGAGUCUGAAGAAGAGGAGGAUGAUUCCUGGGGUUCUGAUGAUAAUGGUGAGGAGGACGAUGAAGACAGCGGGGUAUUCUACGUGCUACAGGAGAGUACCGGCUACAUGGCUCCCACUUUGACUUUCCUGGCUGUGGCGCACACGGUCAUUUCCUUCCUUUGUGUGGUGGGAUACUACUGCCUUAAGGUUCCUCUGGUGGUGUUCAAACGGGAGAAGGAAAUUGCCAGAAAAUUGGAAUUUGAUGGCUUGUACAUUACUGAACAGCCAUCUGAUGAUGACAUUAAAGGACAAUGGGAUCGUUUGGUUAUUGCAACUCCGUCCUUUCCCAAUAACUACUGGGACAAAUUUGUUAAAAGAAAGGUUAUUAAUAAGUAUGGGGACUUGUAUGGAGCAGAGCGUAUUGCUGAACUGCUUGGCUUGGAUAAAAGUGCACUAGACUUUGACCCCACAGAGGAAAUGGUGGUGAAAGAGGCCUCUUUGGUUUCCUGGUUGAGCUCCAUUGACACCAAGUACCACAUCUGGAAAAUGGGAGUUGUGCUCACUGAUAACUCUUACCUGUACCUGAUUUGGUACACCACCAUGUCCAUCCUUGGGCACUACAACAACUUCUUCUUUGCCGCUCACUUGUUGGAUAUUGCUAUGGGUUUCAAGACACUGAGGACCAUUCUGUCCUCUGUCACUCACAAUGGAAAACAAUUGGUGUUGACAGUGGGUCUGCUGGCAGUUGUGGUCUACCUGUACACGGUGGUUGCUUUCAAUUUCUUCCGGAAGUUCUACAACAAGAGUGAGGAUGAGGACGAACCUGACAUGAAGUGUGACGACAUGAUGACUUGCUACCUGUUCCAUAUGUAUGUGGGUGUGAGAGCUGGAGGUGGCAUUGGAGAUGAGAUUGAGGAUCCGGCUGGGGACCCGUACGAGCUUUACCGUAUCCUCUUCGACAUCACUUUCUUCUUCUUUGUCAUUGUCAUCCUCUUGGCCAUCAUCCAGGGUUUGAUCAUUGAUGCCUUUGGAGAGCUAAGAGAUCAGCAAGAGCAAGUGAGAGAGGACAUGGAGACGAAAUGCUUCAUCUGUGGCAUUGGGAAUGACUACUUUGACACGACUCCGCAUGGCUUUGAGACCCACACCUUACAGGAGCACAACCUGGCCAAUUACCUAUUCUUCCUGAUGUAUCUCAUCAACAAGGAUGAGACUGAACAUACAGGCCAGGAGUCGUAUGUGUGGAAGAUGUAUCAGGAGAGGUGCUGGGAUUUCUUCCCUACUGGAGACUGUUUCCGCAAGCAAUAUGAGGACCAGCUGGGCUAG